This is a messenger RNA of Lycium barbarum (goji berry), 1890 nucleotides long. RefSeq lists its product as uncharacterized. The record is from RefSeq and is a predicted model, not a curated record. Bases 1 to 1890 code for a protein of 629 amino acids. The transcript is spliced from 2 exons. NCBI's taxonomy places the organism in Eukaryota, Viridiplantae, Streptophyta, Magnoliopsida, Solanales, Solanaceae.
AUGUGGACUAGUCAUGGGGAAACACACAACAAUUUUGGUAGAUCUCAGAACUUUGAAGUCGGUGAAAGUAGUAGGAGGGCAGAACGUAAUGUCCAAAAUUCUAGAAUGCACGACAUGGUUCAGGAUGCCUAUGGCAUGCAUUCAGAUUUUGAAUCUGGUGGCCAUGUUGAAGAACCUCCCAAUGAAGAGGCCAAACGUUUUUAUGCAAAGUUAAAUCAAGCUAGCCAACCCUUAAAAGAUGGGAGUCCGCACUCUCAAUUGUCUGUCGCCGUUAGAUUGUUGAGUAUCAAAGCAGAUAACAAUGUUUCUGAAGGGGCAAUGGAUUCUUUCAUUGACCUCAUACAUGAAUUACUUGACUCCACUCUAGAGAUACUCGAUAAUUACUAUAAGGCAAAGACAUUGGUGUCCAAGUUGGGACUCUCGUCGGUCAGAAUUGAUUACUGUGAAAAUGGUUGCAUGUUAUACUAUAAGGACGACGUCGGUCUAGAAUCUUGUAAGUUUUGUGGUAGUAAUCGGUUUAAGCAGACUCGCAGUGGGAAAAGCGUUGUUGUUAAGGAGAUGCAUUAUUUACCACUUAUACCAAGGUUAAAGAGGUUUUAUGCAUCUAAUAGUCCCGCCCUUCAUAUGAGAUGGCACAGUGAAAAUAGAAGGCCACCAGGUGUUAUGUGUCAUCCAUCUGAUGGUGAGGCUUGGCAGCAUUUUGAUAGAACCUAUCCAGACUUUGCAGUUGAACCACGUAACGUCAUGUUGGGUUUAUGUUUAGACGGAUUCACUCCGCAUUCUAUUUCUGCUGCUCCGUAUUCUUGCUGGCCCGUGUUCAUAACCCCGUAUAAUCUUCCUCCUGAGAUGUGUAUGACUAGUCCAUAUAUAUUCCUUAACUACAUUAUUCCUGGCCCUCGUAAUCCAAAAGUUUUGAUUGAUGUGUACUUGCAACCACUGGUUGAUGAACUGAAACAGUUGUGGGCUGUAGGGGUUGAGACAUAUGACAUUUCGCGCAAGCAGAAUUGUAAUUUGAGGGCCACUUUAAUGUGGACUAUUAAUGAUUUUCCUACAUACGGGAUGUUGUCCGGAUGGAUGACAGCCGGAAAGUUAGCAUGUCCUUACUGCAUGGAGAAUACUAAGUCCUUCACUUUAAAAAACGGCAAAAAAAAAUCAUGGUUUGAUUGUCACCGUCGGUUCUUGCCGAUGGAUCACCCCUUUAGGAGAAUGAAAAAUGCAUUCAAGAAUAAUACAAUUGAACAAGACUGUCCACCUCCAAUAUUGUCUGGUGAGGAUAUCUGGGAGAGAGUUCAGAACCUCCCAAAGGUUACUGAAGAAGAACCGUACAUGUUUGAAGGGUAUGGGGACAAGACCAAAGAUAAUGUUAAGGCUAGAAUGGAAUUGCAUGAGUAUUGUCGACGAAAAGAGUUAGAGUUGCAGCCGAAACAAAACAGGUUCUUCAAGCCUAAGGCUAACUAUUCUUUCACAACCGAGCAGAAGCGUAAGAUUUGUGAGUGGGUCCGGGACUUGAAGAUGCCAGAUGGGCUUGUAUCAAAUUUUAGAACACGUGUUGAUUUGGACCAAGGGAGGAUACAAGGGAUGAAAAGUCAUGACUGUCACGUUUUCAUGGAAACCUUACUCCCAAUUGCAUUUAGUGGCUUGCCUGAACGAAUCUGGAAACCUAUGACAGAAAUUAGUUUGUUCUUCAAUGACUUGUGUUCCAGUACGUUGAGGGAAGAUAACCUUUCUCGGAUGGAUUAUAAUAUUCCUGUUAUCACAAACAAGUUGGAGAGGAUUCUUCCUCCAGGGUUCUUUGAUGUGAUGGAACAUGUUGCCGUUCACCUUGUAUACGAAGCUCGACUCGGAGGCCCAGUACAAUAUAGGUGGAUGUAUCAUUUCGAGAGGUAUUGA